Molecule: messenger RNA, 2424 nt
Organism: Maniola jurtina (meadow brown)
Lineage: Eukaryota; Metazoa; Arthropoda; Insecta; Lepidoptera; Nymphalidae
Exons: 1
Coding region: 85-2247 (720 amino acids)
Source: RefSeq, a predicted model, not a curated record
CAUUUAAACUGAAGAAAACAAACUUCAAAAGGACAAGCAUUUUUUAAAUUAAUUUUAUAGCAAGUAAAUAAAAAAACUGUGGCCAUGUCCAAACUAAGUGAAAAUUAUUAUCUUAGAAAUCAUUACCUUGAAACGGAACAAGUACCAACUCAGACCGUUAUUAAAGAGAGGAUGACACCCCCUCUCGCGAACGUUUACUUUAAAUCCAUGACUCCGAAACUGAAGGUACUUGCUGGCCUCGAACCAGCUAUGAAGGGAGGAGGUAGUGACUGGUUCGUACCGCCGGAAGACUUGCUAAAGGGAAGGGCUGUGAUGAAGCCCAUAAAAAAACAAUAUCUAAAAAAACUAGGGUUCAACGGUAUUGAUAGCUUUGGAGAUAAGCUCGUUCGAGAUCAUCACAAAGCAAUGGAAGAAGAAAAAUGCAGACUUCUUCUGGACAGCGACUUGAAAUGGAAGGAAACUGUAGAGGCCACUUGCAGCAGGCAAUCAGACGACACUGCGAGAGAACAAGCUAAACAAAAUACAGCUAAGAUUCAACAAGCUUUCCACGAAUUCAGCACAUUGUACGCCACGUCCAUAAACAAUGUAGAAAGUUUGCUUUUUGAUGCUGCGAUAAAAGAGAUAGAGCGCGUGAAAGAGGAAGCGUUUAUAAAAAUGUCUGAACAGUUUGCGGAGCUUCUCAAACAACAAGCGACUAUGUUGUACGACAGGUACGCUGUUAGACUUCUAAAAGAAAAAGCUAGACAAAAAGACCAAUUUGUUACCACCGUCGAAAUUGCUCGAACGGAGUUAGGCAAUAAACUUCAUGAUAUUAAUGUCGAGAAGGUUACUGCUAUAGAAAGGUUGCGAGCUCUUUUAGAAUGUCAGAAUUUAGCGUGCCAAGUGUAUGUAGCUCUAAAAGAACGAGAAGAGUGUGAAAAGCACAUGGAAAAGUCUAAACAUGAACAUAAAAAAACUGUUAAAAUUAUGUCUGAACAAAUCCAAAUGCAAGAUUACGAAAUUCGACUCGCAAAAGAAAAAGAAGUGAAACGACAAAAUUUCAUAAAGAUGUGGCAAAAAAAGGUAUGCUGUGUGGUAAAAAAAAUUCAAGUAUUUGCAAAAUAUUGUUUGAAUACAUUGCCGGAACACGCCGAUUUUUUUAUAAAUAUGGAAAGGCUAAUGCUUUUACAACUCAGCGAAGCUAUGGAAAAUCCAAGUGCAGAAAGCAUUUUCGUGCCAGAAGAACCAACUUUCCAUACUCCUGUACCCAAGCCACAUCCAUUCUUCCUUUUUUGCGAUAAAGGAUAUAAGCCACAAUUAGACCAAGAACUCUGUCCGAAGCAUUGUACUUCUAGUGCGUCACAGUUUCCAGUUAUUGUCGUCAACAAACGGUAUAUCUACGCAGCUUGCGAUAAUAUUGAGACCUUUACUGAAAAAGUGAAACAAUUCCUUGAUGGUCAUCGCGGAGACGACGUUGACCUCAUUGAUGAUCAUGAUUACAAAUAUGACAUACCCGUCAAAUGUACAUCAUCUGAUCAGUUACUUCAACUUAAAUUAGAGAGCUCUUUGAUGCAAAUUUUACAAAAUGAACUUCCAAUAGCUGAAAACGUACAAUCUGUUUUUGAGCUAACUAGCUCUAGUGAAACUGCACCGAUUUCACCUCAACAAGAAGAAACAACUGACCCAGAACUGAUGAUUUCAAAGGAUUACGGUCAAGAAAUAAAAUCGAGGGACGAAGAAUUAGAACACCAACGCGAACCUAAAUGGGAUAGUUAUCUAAAGUACAUAAUCCCCAAGCGGUGUAAGUGUGCUAAAAAGGCUAAAAAACAUUUAGAAGAACAUCUACCAGUUUAUAUGCGAAAUAUGUCUCCAUUCGAUGAACCAGAUUUGCCUCAUUAUGAAACUUGUACAGUUGAUAAACUUAAAAAAUUAGUAAAGAAUGCACAAAGAAGGCCAUCUCCACCGUCAACACCUGUGAAAGUAGAAUCAAAGACAAGGGAUAUGAGCACGCAAUACUCUGACCAAGAAUUUGAAUUUAUAUGUUCUUGUUUUUCGGAUGAAGAGGUAGAAAAAGUAAUUCUAGGGUCUAAACUGUUCACCCAAGAAGCUGAAACGCAAUUCAAAGUUGUGGACGGUUCUCUUUCUUCUACAGACCUUCAAAAAGGUGAUAGUUCCUUCGCUUACGACAGAGCACACUCUUUAAGACGCUUGAUUGAAGCAGCACCAGAAUUAGAAGAAUUAUUCCAGAAAAAAGAUUGCAAUUUUUAGAAAAUUCUAUUUGAUUUUACAUAUUGCCAAGUUAAAAGAACUGAUUUUCAUAACUGACACUAUAUUAGUAAAUAAUACAAAUUGUAAUGGGUAUAAAAUUGAUUUGAAGAAAAUCAAACAGUGUGACUUGAAAAGUUGUAAACGAUAAUUUUGGGGAUACGAAUGGAAAAUACGAAU